UUCCUCCAAAAAAAACCAACAUGGAAUCGCUUCAGUGUCAAAUUUGUAGCAACUUUUUCCAAGACUUACAGUUAUUGAAUGAUCACAUUGAAACUCAUACAAAAAAGGAGCUUUAUCAAUUUGGUGUGUCAUUAAAAAACUACUUAGAGAUAUUGAUACGUGAAAAUACAGUGCUGAAGGCACAAUUUAACCAUUUAAAACAAACUCAGAUUCUAUCGACAGAGGACCAGUUUUCGUUGUAUAAUUCAUUUAAUUUAACGCCUUCUUCCAAAGAGGACCAAACCGAGCUAGUUCAUAAUGAAAAGGUACCAGUUUAUACUAUGGCUGAGGAGCAGACAGUUCAGGAUGAUGGCCAGUACAGGCAACCAGAAUAUGUGCAAGAGGUCACAGUACAGUCUGCUGAAAAUACAGCAGAACCUCAAAAUGAGCCAGAGAAUGUUUCAUUAAUUGAUCUCAGUCAGGAAGAAAUGAAUAAAAAUGAUGAAUCAUCACCAAAAGUUCUAGAAUCUGAAGAUGAAACAAUAAUAUGCUGUAUUUGCAAAAUUACUUUUCCAAGUUACAAUUUAUUGAAUAACCAUAUACAGACACAUAUUGAUAGUAACAGUUUCGCUUGUCCAGUUUGUCAAAAAGUUCUCAAUUCUCGCAAUAAUCUGCUUGUUCAUAUCCGUAUACACACUGGGGAAAAGCCGUAUAAAUGUCACGUAUGUGGGAAACCUUUUACUCAAUAUGGAACACUUUAUCGUCACAAGAAGAAACAUGAAGCAAAUGGCGAGUAUGAGAAACCCGGAACAUCACCAAGAGGUGGAGAUCAGAGUGAUGCGAAGUCAAAUCACUCUACAAAGAGCACAGAGACUGCUGAUUCACCAGUUAUCGUUGAAGAUUCUCAAAAGCCAGGCUAUCCCACAAUGCAACAGCAACAGUUAUCAUAUCCACCAAAUGUUAUGUUAUCGCCAAACACCUCAUUGGAAAGUAUUCUUCCGCAACAAUUAUUGGCACAGGAAGGAAUUACCCCAGAACUGCUGGAACGUUAUAAUCAGUUGCUCUUCCAGAGACCACCAAAUCCGAUGCAGAUUUACGGACAAGGUGGUACCAAAGAAGGUUCAUGGCCAAAAACCAGUGAAGCAUCCGAUGAACAAAAAUCAGCAAUACCAGUACCACAACCAAGACCUGAACAUAUAUCUGUGAACUCGUUAGAGACGCUGCCAUGGGCUAUAAAAAAAGAGCAUGAAAAGAAUGAAAAGGAAAUAGAUUUGAGUACUAUCACGGAAAGAGAAUCAAUCGACCAGCAACAUCACCAACAUCAGCAGUCACAAUAUCAGUAUAUGUAUCAUGGAGAAAACAACACAGAAUCAACUAGUUCUGAAACCACGACCAAACAACCGGAACCAGCACCUGAGAAAACCGAGACACAUAUACAUAGUCCAUUGAAUAUACCUCAAAUUCCUCCACGAGUUCCUCCCAGCUUGGAUGUAACACACCCAGAGUAUUCUUUGAAUUUAUUAACAUCACAGGCAGUUCUAGCUAAUCCAAAUUAUAUUUAUCCUGGCCAGGAAGGAGGACAGACACAAACUAAUGAUGUUGCAGCCUUAGAAGAACAAGCUAAGAAGGAAAAGCAACUUGUGGAAGAAUGGAAUGCUGCAAUGCAAGCACAGGCCCAAGCCAACGCAUUAGCAGUUCAGCAGUUUCAACAAGGACUACCUCCGAACACGAUAGCAGAAAAUCAAAAAGAUUCCAAAUCAAUGUCAAAUAACCAAAUAUUGGAAUCCUUUACUAGUUUAACUAAAAACCUUCUUCAGAAAUUAGCACACAAGAAAACUGACCCUGGGGAAGAUGAUGGAUCUGUAGAAAUGGGAGAAAUUAAAUGUUCCGUCUGUCAAGUCUCGGUUCCAUCCUAUGAAGAGAUGAGAGCUCACAUCAAAACUCAUAAUAAACACACAUGUGAUGUUUGUCAAAAGAGUUUUUCAACACCAUUUGUUCUGCGUCGCCACAAAAUGAUACACACUGGUGAACGACCUCAUGUUUGUUCCGUAUGUGGAAAAAGUUUUAUUGAGAAGCAACACCUUACCUGUCACAUGAGAACACAUACAGGAGAUAAGCCUUAUCGGUGUAAAUUCUGUCCAAAAAAGUUUGCACAGAGGAGUAGCUUGCAAAUUCACCAAAGAGUUCAUCAAAGAGCAGACGGCAAAAGGUCAUCAACUGAGGAGGGAGAAAUGAAUGAAAGUUUGAAUACUUCAGCUGAAAUAGAAUCCUCCCCUGAUUCUAAGUUAAGUUUGACGGAGCAAAAUAUCAUGGAAUUACGGAGAAGACUGAGCUUUAAUGAAGCAGAUUUACUCAGAUUUAACCAAAAUCUUGCUGCACAAAGUAUUGAAAUGCUUCGUCCUAGAACAAAGAGUAUGGAAUAUGGUCCAACUUCGGAACAAAAAGCUUACUGGGAUCCUAAUCUACAUAAUGUUUUUGUACCUCCAUCUGUAGCCAAUCCUGAUGAAAAUAGAGAUGCCCUUGAUCUAACAUUUCAUAGUAGAGAGAGGGAGAGAUCUAUGUCGAUUAAUUCUGAGGGAGCUCCACCUACUUCGCAAAGUAUAGACUUAAGCAAGACUGUGGAUUCUGGUCAACCAAUCGUCAUUCCUAAUCCAACAAGUGUGUCUUCACCAAUAAGACUUGAAACUGCAAGAUCUGCUGAUGCUGAAUUUGAACAGAAGCUGCAAGAACAGUUACUUCGACAUGCACAUGUGCAGCAGCAGACCAAAGCACAAGUACAACAAGCACAGAAUCAAGCAGUUUCACAGGCUGAAGCACAAGCUCAGGCUCAAGCCCAGGCCCAGGCCCAGGUUGAUGCAAUAGCACAAGCACAUUCUCAACAAGCACAGGCACAGCAAAAUCAUGAAAAUGGAGAAGAAGAGGAUGAGGAGGGCGAGAAUCAAGAACCGACAUCAGCUUCCUCUCAGGGAGAAGGUAACAUGUUUCUACAGAUGGCUAAGGCGGGAGAAUCUCCGUUCACUUGUCACGUUUGUGGAAAGACACUAAGCACACUGUAUACACUGCGUAAUCAUAUUCAGAACCAUUAUGGUCAUAAACCGUUCAGCUGCGAUGAAUGUGGUAAAACAUUUAGUAUUAAAACACAUCUUAUUACACAUAAACGUGUGCAUACUGGAGAAAAACCAUACAUCUGCCAGUGUUGCGGGAAACAUUUUCAACGUUAUAGCGCUGUUCAACGUCAUCUUCUGUUUGUUCAUAAAGUUGAAAAGGGACUCAAAGGUAGAGAUUACGUCAUUGUUCACUCUGAUUCUAUGAAAGAUGACAUUUUACAAGAAAUCAAAGAUCACGAAGAUGGACACGGUAGCGAUCACGAACAUCAAGAGUCUGAAAAUGAAACUGAUCUUGUAAUGCCCCCCGCUUCAACCAGUCAAUCAUCAAUCAAAAGUGAGCCAGUGGUGGCUCCUCCCAGAAAUGGACUAAAUACUUCGUUAGACGAAAGUGAAUCUGAAUCUUCGGGUGGUAAAGAGGAGAUAAUCGAAUGCCGCUGUACAAUAUGUAAUAUUUUGUUUAUGGAUCAUGAAGCUUUAAUAAAACAUCUUGGGAUCAUGCACACUGGAGGAAAUAAUAGAACGUGUGAAAUAUGUGGCAAGAAUUUUACUGUGCCUUUCUCGCUUAAGAGACACUUAAUGAUUCACAUGGGUAUAAAACCCCAUAAAUGUAAUGAGUGCGGCAAACGAUUUACCGAAAAACAACACUUAGAGUCACACCAGCGUGUCCAUACAGGGGAGCGACCUUUUAAAUGUCAUAUUUGUCGUAAAGUCUUUUCACAGUCUGGUACCCUACAAAACCACCUAAAGAAACAUGUUGAAGAGCCACAGGCAUCAGGAGAAAUGAGACAAACAGCCAGUCAUGAACAAUUUCUAAAUAAUAUUCAAUAUCAAAUGAUGCUGGCACGAGCUCAGAUGGCACAAGCCCAGGGAUUGGAUAACCCUCUUGCAUUGUCACAAAUCAUACCUCCUGGAGUCGACAUGCAGCAUGUGUCUUCAGCAGGAUUAGUUCAGAUGAGGUCAUUAAGUGUUGAUAGUUCAGUCGGAGUAGCACAACCUGCCAAAUCACCUGGACUUGAUACUAACGUUGCAGCAGCAUUAGCAUCUAGAUCAAUAAGUGUCGAUAGCGCCAUCGCAUUACAGCAGCUGCAAGAACAAAUGCAAGCAGCUGCUACCAUGGAACGUCAGAUGCAGGAACAUUUACAAGCAGUUGCUAAUGCUGAACGAGCAAUGCAGGAGCAGAUUCAAGCGACUGCCAAUGCCGAACGUCAAGUUCAGGAGCAACUGCAAGCAGAACGUGCAGUCCAAGAACAGUUACAAGCUUCAGCGAAUGCCGAACGGGCUUUGCAAGAACAGAUGCAAAAUUCAGCCAAUGCUGAACAUGCUGUUCAGAAUUCAACUAGGGAUGAACAUGUGUCAGCAGAGCAUGAAGAAAAUGUGUCCAAGGAACAGAAGAAUAAUCGUUCAAGGAAUGAACAUUUGCACAAUAAUACAGACACUAUAGACAAUUCUAAUGCUGGUUCCAAAGCCACAGUAGGAGAAUCUCAUCAGUCAAUGGAACUGGACAGGGAACCAGAUAAAUCAGAGCAGGAAACAGUCAUAUCUAAUGAUGUUGAAAUGACAGAAGUGUCACAAGGUUAAACAUGAAAAAUUGUAUAGGUUUUUUAUAUUUACAUAGUUAAGACGGCUCUGUCUAUUGUCAUGACAGCACAAACAAUGUGGUACAGAUGAAAAUUGUUAAUGUUUAUUGUUAGUACACCGCUCUGAAAUAUUUUUCAAUAUGUUCAAAAGGUAUUACAUGAGAGUACAAAAAUGCACCAACAAUUUAUUUUUUUUUGGAGGGAG
Molecule: messenger RNA, 4868 nt
Organism: Mytilus californianus (California mussel)
Lineage: Eukaryota; Metazoa; Mollusca; Bivalvia; Mytilida; Mytilidae
Product: zinc finger protein 236-like
Exons: 1
Coding region: 21-4664 (1547 amino acids)
Biological process (GO): regulation of transcription by RNA polymerase II
Cellular component (GO): nucleus
Molecular function (GO): DNA-binding transcription factor activity, RNA polymerase II-specific; RNA polymerase II cis-regulatory region sequence-specific DNA binding
Source: RefSeq, a predicted model, not a curated record